Molecule: messenger RNA, 2028 nt
Organism: Stereum hirsutum FP-91666 SS1
Lineage: Eukaryota; Fungi; Basidiomycota; Agaricomycetes; Russulales; Stereaceae
Exons: 5
Coding region: 1-2028 (675 amino acids)
Cellular component (GO): mitochondrion
Source: RefSeq, a predicted model, not a curated record
AUGGGCACCGACGCCACAGAGAUUAGCACCCCAAUCGAGUGGGACUGGGAUCUCGAGCACGAAGACAGAAAGAAGGAGUCCAGGGCAGACGCGUCGCUGCAUAGCGCUCAACCCUUCCUCGUAGAUAGGAAGCUACUCAAAGAUGUUGUUCGAGAGAAGAUGGGAUGUGAGGUUGGAAGGAUCACUUUCUUGAGUUCUGGCACAUUCCACAAGGCUUAUCUUGUCACUCUGUCUGAUGGACGUGAGGUCAUCGCCCGGGUAGCCCGCCGUUACAUGCCGCGGUUGAAGACAGAAUCAGAGGUCGCCACAAUGUCAUACAUUCGGACCCACACAUCAAUACCAGUGCCAAACGUCCAUUUCUACGACUCUAAUCCCUAUAACCGCCUCGGAGGAGAAUACAUCAUCAUGUCCAAGGCCAAAGGCGUUCCGCUCAGCACCGUCUAUCAUUCCAUGUCACACGAAACACUCGUCUUGCUACUCAGCAAUCUCGCAUCACUCGUCAUACCCCUUUUCGCCCACAGAUUCUCCAAUAUCGGUUCCCUCUACCUUGGCCCGCCACCCGAAGGAGCGCGCUCUCCGCCACCCUCCGCAUGGGCGUCCUCCGCACCGACGCCAACACUGAAGAACACGACUUUCAAUCUCCCAAGCAGGCCAGCGUACACGUCCCGUGUGAGCACGUACCUGCAGGCGCCGAGCACGCCAACCACUGGCCAAGAAUUCCACGUCGGCCAGAUCAUCUCUUGGCCCUUCUUCGGUUCCAAUCGCGGAGACCUCAUUCAUCCUACCGAGAUCGACCGUGGCCCGUGGCCUACGACGCGCGAGUAUUUCCUUGCGUGCGCCACCCGGGAGAUCAACGGCGUCAUACGCGAGAAUGAAGGCAAAGCAGCGCCGCAUCGACUUCAUCUCGACCCAGAUGAGAUUCGUGCGUCCAGGCAUCAUCAUCUCCAAGCCGUUCCCGGAGACCGAAGCGAUGAGAGCGACGAGUAUGAUUGGGAAGAGAGCGAAGAGGAGUGGGAAGGCCCGGGAGAUGCGAUCUACCGCGACUACAGGAAGAUGCAGAGGAGCACGUUCUUGGUGGCUCAUAUGGCGGAGAGAGAAGAGGUGGCGAGAGCGGAGAUGGGAAGAUGGUUGAGGAUGAUGGACAGACUUUGUUCGGGUGUAGGGUUUGGGAUAGAGGAUCCAGGUGGGCAUGGGGGUCCUGCGCCCGAAGAGUUCGGUUUGGACUGCCAUGACUUGAGCUUGGAGAACAUAUUCGUGGAUCCUGAUGACCACGCCAAGAUCACAUGUGUCAUUGACUGGGAAUCGACGACGAUACGGCCCCUUUGGGCAUGCGCCCACCCUCCCGCCUUCCUCCAAUCCAGCCCCUUUACCUCUCGCCUCUUCCGAGAAGCCGUGUCUAAGCUCGUCGAGCGCCUUCCGUCCGCAUCCAAUCGCCAUGCGGAUCUCGCCACUCUGGUAGCAGAAUGGCGACAUUAUGAGACCGCGGGUGCCCCUUUGCGCCUCGUCCACCGCUGCCUCGAAUGGGACGGUUGGGAGGAGGGCCUGGUAGAGAGCAUACUCGGACCCGAGGAUCAAGAGGAAGUGUGGAUUAAGGAGGUACAGGCAGAGGUCGAUAACUACAUUCGGACGACGCACAGUUCUGCAGCGAGCCCGGAUCCGGGGACGACGGUUCUAGCUUCGAGGCAUGGAGGAGGGGGAUUCAUGUCUGGGGAAGGUGAGAGCGAUGAUGGUGAAACCUCGGCGGCGAGCGUUGGGAGCAUUUUGAAGCCGAAUGGAGUGAGACGAAAGAGGGUCAGGACUCCGAAGAGGAGGGGUGUUCCGGGUUUGGGGAAGAUGACGGCGUUGGCGGCGUCGGAGGAGAGUCAGAAGGAGAGGUUGCUGGAUGGGACCGGUGAUAUCUGUGGAGGGAGGGGUGGUGAAUUGGGCAGGAGGUUGGAGGCGUUACUGACGCUGAACGGGAACGGAGACGGGAGUGUGAGGAGGGGGGAUUGGCAGGAGCAUGAGGCGUACGACGCCGGGGAGGAGUGA